AUGGCGCAAAUACGUGGUACAGCGGGCUACAACCUGGGCCUCAACAACCAGUUUGGAUCUCAGAAGAAUAUGGAUGCCACGAGUGAUCCCAGUCCGCUUGACCAGAUCCGGGAGCAGACUAGCAAGAUUGAGGAUUGGCUGAAUACCAUGGGGGAGCCACUGAAACCGUAUCUCCCUGCUAUCGGACGCUUCCUGAUCGUCGUUACGUUCUUCGAAGAUGCACUACGAAUUAUCACCCAGUGGGGCGACCAGCUCACGUACCUGAGGGACUUUCGACACAUCCCCUGGGGCAUCACACACCUCUUCCUCCUCUAUAACGUGGUCGUCAUGUCCGUCGCUUCCACACUCGUCAUCGCGCGCCGCUAUGGCGAAUAUGCCGUUGCUGGGCUCCUCUCAGUCGUGGUAGUCCAAGCGCUCGGGUACGGCCUCAUCUUCGAUCUCAACUUUUUCCUUCGCAAUCUCUCAGUCAUCGGCGGCCUUCUUAUGGUCCUCGGCGACAGCUUUGUUAAGAAAAGGGUAUUUGCAGGUCUACCUACCAUCGACGAAAAGGACAAGAAGAUGUACAUCCAGCUGGGUGGCCGAGUGUUGCUUAUUUUCUUGUUCGUUGGAUUCGUCUUUGCCGGCGAAUGGAGCAUCUGGAGAGUCCUUGUCAGCCUGAUCGGCUUCGUGGCUUGUGUCAUGGUCGUGGUGGGAUUCAAGGCCAAACUCAGUGCCAUCAUCUUGGUGUUGCUGCUCAGCGUCUUCAACAUCCUGGUCAACAACUUCUGGACGCUUCACAAGAACCACCCCCAUAAGGACUUCGCCAAGUAUGAUUUCUUCCAGAUCCUUUCUAUCAUGGGCGGUCUCUUGUUGCUGGUUAACAUGGGACCUGGCCAGCUCAGCGUGGAUGAGAAAAAGAAAGUUUACUAG
Messenger RNA from Cladophialophora yegresii CBS 114405, 909 nucleotides. RefSeq lists its product as uncharacterized. Gene Ontology annotation, cellular component: endoplasmic reticulum-Golgi intermediate compartment; endoplasmic reticulum; membrane. Gene Ontology annotation, biological process: Golgi organization. The coding region runs from base 1 to 909 and encodes 302 amino acids. The record is from RefSeq and is a predicted model, not a curated record. NCBI's taxonomy places the organism in Eukaryota, Fungi, Ascomycota, Eurotiomycetes, Chaetothyriales, Herpotrichiellaceae. The transcript is spliced from 4 exons.